AUGGACACCCGAGAGAACUGGGGUCCCUUGGAAUUCUCGCAAAGCUCACGCUGGCCGCUGCAUCUUCUGGACGUGAGGCUGGUUCAGGAUCAGUGGACUGCUUGCAGUGAAAAUGGCCUCUCCGUGUCCUCGUGCCCAGCUGUGGGUCUCCCGAAACUGCGUCUCUUGCAUGGUCUGGCGGAGGGCAUUUCCGUGCCGACCGCCCCAUCAAAGCUCGUUCUCCAGCAGCUGGAUCUCUCCGCAAGGGAUCUGACGCCCCCCUUGCAUGCCGUCAAGAAGAGGUUCGGCACAAAGGCUUUUCACAUGGUGGUUAUCGGCUCUCACAUGGGCAGCAACAUGGAGCCUUUGUCCAUGGUCGAGGCAUGCUUUGCCCAGGCAGGUGUGCCGCUGGCUUCUACCGUGUUGGGCACCACGUACCCCUUUCCAGAGAUCAUGUGCGAGUCAUUUGGCCAUUGUGAGCAGAAUCGUCACAUUGACGCUGCUGUGCGCCUUCUCGUCCAGCAGAUGUAUCGCCCAACGUGGGAACCUCAGCAUCUCCUCAACUUGCUUCAUGCAGGCUUGCAAGGCUUGAAAGAUCCCAGUUUCGGAGAGCCGGAUCUGUUUCUCUGCGCGCAGCCGAUGGCCUUGUGCUCCUUCCUUCGCAGUCUCACCAGCCAGCCCAUGCUACUCUACCAAGCCUUCCCGUUGGUUGGUGCUACCCCAGAAGCCUUCCGACACCUACUGCUUGUGCAGUUGCGAGAGGUGCAGGUGUCCAAUCCGAGACGUUCCAGCCUCAUCGCGUACUCCGAGUUUCUGGCACAGCAGGUGCAGCGUCAGACCGGGCAGAGACCUGUCUGCUUACGGCCUCACUCUCUGUAUGCCGUGGGAGCGGGAGCUCGGACUUCCACGUAUGACCCUGACACGCGGAAUCCUCGAGUGUUACUGGGAAGAAUGGCUGGCUGGGCCAGGGACGGUGCUGGAGCAAUGGUACAUCUGAUGGAGGCCUUCGCGCAGGACAUGCUGCGGCCGGGCAGUUCUUUACGGCUUGUGUUCCUUGGCCUCAGUCGCGAAGCAUCAGAGACCGUGGCUGGCAUAGCGAGACCUUUCAGCUACCACGAGCUCCGCCGGUUCCGGGCUGCCGUGUACUUUCCUUGGGAUAUGGGAAUGCUGCUGUUCAGUGAGCUUUACGCCAUUGGGGUUCCGACCUUUCUGCCGGACAAAGCCUGGGUGGUGUCGAUCAUCAAGAGAAUGCUGGAGUACACUGAUUUUGGGUGGUGGCAGGCUCGAGAGGAGGGCUCCUCUGUAGCCUUGCCAUCUGAUUCCAACGUUACCUUGGACUGGCCGUGGUUUGGGGAGAACUCUACUAUGGCACAUCUUCUCUCGUUGUAUGGCCUGACGGAUUUUGCUCGCUGGCCGUAUGUGACGACCUUUCCCAGCCUUGCCCGCCUGAUGGCUUCGCUUCGAGAUGCAGAUUUCGAUGCGACGAGCAGGCUGAUGCUGCGAUGGAAUGAGGCAAGCCUGCCGCUGUCACUGAACAUUCUGGGACGCACGUUGACGGCCAUGCUGGACAACACAUCUGAUCCAUCAGAUGUGGACGAGUCAAGCUGCGUGUGA
Symbiodinium sp. CCMP2592 is the source of this 1593-nucleotide messenger RNA. NCBI's taxonomy places the organism in Eukaryota, Dinophyceae, Suessiales, Symbiodiniaceae. The record is from the annotation of a GenBank genome assembly.